UCUAUGAGUUGUUACAAUUCUUUUGAAUUAGACAACCUCUUUAUCUUUCCUUUUGACUUAUAGGAACCAAAAAUGGGGAAAAUGAUAAGGUGGUUGAAGACAUUGUUUGGUUUCAAAACAGAAUCAAAUUCCGGUGACCGGAGAACCAACAUUCCGUCGUGCAUUGGCCGCGCACGUCGAUACGCCAUUUGUUCUCCGCCAGAGACUCCAAUUCACAUCAACAACUGUGAAGAACAAAGCAGACGUGCAAUUGCAGUUGCUGCCGCCACCGCUGCUGCCGCUGAUGUCGCCGUUGCUGCCGCCCAUGCUGCCUAUGCGUUUGCCCGGUUAACAACUCAGAUUCGAUCAGCCACUGCCACCAGGGAUCGGGAGAAUUCAGCUGCAAUCAAAAUUCAGUCUAUGUUUCGUGGGUAUUUGUCAAGGAAAGCAUUGAAGGCUUUGAAAUCACUAGUGAAGCUUCAAGCACUUGUGAGAGGUUAUUUAGUGAGGAAGCGAGCAGUUCAGACUCUUCAGGGGAUGGAGGCUUUGUUUAGAGCACGAUCCAAUGUUUUUGCACGCAAAUUUCGUCUUCGAUAUGAUGAAUUUCAUCCAAGAAGAUUAACGAGGGGGGCUUGUGAGGGAAGAACUAGAAGCAGAAGGAUUUCAUCUACUUUUCAGAUCCAAGAUGAUGGUAGGCCCAACCCUAUUGAGGUGGACCUUGAAGAGCCCAAAUCAAGACUAAAACGAGCCAACACAUGGGCUUGGGCUGCAGACCAGACACCAUCUCCUUUAUUGAGUAGUAACCCGAGGAGCCAUCUUUCGAUGCCCGGUUCAUCAAACCAUCAUGAGUUUGAGUUUUGCUUCUCCACAACCCACAACACCCCUCGUUUUGCGUACUCAUGUGGGCCCGACGACUACGGGUCGAUCAUAAAUGGGAUUUCUAAGGAUGAUUCUUUUGCGAGCCACCCGGGUUACAUGGCUAACACCAAGUCUUUUAGGGCUAAGCUUAGGUCCCGUAGUGCACCAAAGCAAAGGCCAGAGUAUGGGCCUGGGGUCAAGAUUAGUAAUGGGCUUAUUGAGUUGGAAUGUGGGCUAGAUAUGGAGAAGUCAAAGUCACCGUCAAUGCUAAAAAACAGUUUUAAGAACUAUGUGAUGGAUUGGAAAGUCCUCAAAAAGUAAACUUGAGUGCUUAAGAUAGAAGUUUUUAUUUUUAUUUAUUUAUUUAUUUUUUGAUUUGAUAGGAGGAAAAUUAUGCAA
Molecule: messenger RNA, 1236 nt
Organism: Helianthus annuus (common sunflower)
Lineage: Eukaryota; Viridiplantae; Streptophyta; Magnoliopsida; Asterales; Asteraceae
Product: protein IQ-DOMAIN 14
Exons: 3
Coding region: 73-1158 (361 amino acids)
Molecular function (GO): protein binding
Source: RefSeq, a predicted model, not a curated record